AUGAUGCCAAAGCAGGUCUACUUUGACAUGUCCAUCGGCGGCGAGCCCGCGGGCCGCAUCGAGAUGGGCCUCUUCGGUGGAGCGGUACCCAAGACGGCGGAGAACUUCCGCGCGCUCUGCACCGGCGAGAAGGGCUUUGGCUACGCCGACUCGCCGUUCCACCGCGUGAUCCCGGGCUUCAUGUGCCAGGGCGGCGACUUUACGAACGAGAAUGGGACCGGCGGGAAGUCCAUCUACGGGACCAAGUUUGAGGAUGAGAACUUCGACCUCGGACACGGCGGCCCAGGCACCCUCUCGAUGGCCAACGCGGGCCCAAACACAAACGGCUCCCAGUUCUUCAUCUGCACCUCCGACACCUCCUUUCUCGACGGCAAGCACUGCGUGUUUGGAAAGGUUACUUCAGGCAUGGACGUGGUGAAGAGGAUCGAGAAGGAGGGCUCGCAGAGCGGAGCGACGCGCCGCCCGGUCCGCGUCGCCGCGUGCGGCGUGGUGUGA
Messenger RNA from Emiliania huxleyi CCMP1516, 495 nucleotides. RefSeq names its product peptidyl-prolyl cis-trans isomerase (gene CYPA4). Bases 1 to 495 code for a protein of 164 amino acids. Gene Ontology annotation, molecular function: peptidyl-prolyl cis-trans isomerase activity. The record is from RefSeq and is a predicted model, not a curated record. NCBI's taxonomy places the organism in Eukaryota, Haptophyta, Isochrysidales, Noelaerhabdaceae. Gene Ontology annotation, biological process: protein peptidyl-prolyl isomerization; protein folding. The transcript has 5 exons.